UCUGGCCAAAGUCCUGGUGGUGGAACCCAGAACGAGCACCAGAGAAAAACCAGCAUUUUCCAGAGGUUCUUUUGGGAUCCUCAAAAGAAAGAGAUCCAAGACUUGACGUGGUUACUCACACCAUCUCACCCAUACAGACCUUCACACUCUCACACGCGGGACAUCACACUGUGGCUCUGUGCAGAUGGCCGCGGCCUCCUGUGCUUUGUGGUUGUUCAGUCCCAGCUGGCUGGUUCUGGUGUGAAGCACUCUCUAUAGCCAAUGGGCCUCUGAGGAUGCACACAUAGUGGGGUGACAGGCAGCGUUGCUGAAGAAAAAGUGCACCCGUGCCUCAGGUGGGAGGAUGUGAUGACGUGCCCCCACGCAGCGGGAACUCAGGCCUUUAAAAAGCCGAGGAAGCAGCCUCAGAGCAAGCGGUGGUUCCACUGGAGGAAAGCACACCCAGGUCUCACAUUAAAGAAGCCAAACUGUCUGCUUCAAAGAAAAAAGGCAACAUCCUGUCACAGGCCAUGCUCUGGCAAAAACCCACAGCUCCAGAACAAGCUCCGGCCCCACCUCGGCCAUACCAGGGUGUCCGAGUGAAGGAGCCCGUGAAGGAACUGCUGAGGAGGAAGCGUGGCCAUGCCAGCAGCGGGGCAGCUGUUACACCUACUGCGGUGGUGCUGCCCCAUCAGCCCCUGGCGACCUACACCACAGUGGGUCCCUCCUGCCUUGACAUGGAAGUUUCUGCUUCUACAGUGACGGAGGAGGGGGCCCUAUGUGCCGGCUGGCUUUCCCAACCUGCCCCGGCCACUCUCCAGCCCCUGACCCCAUGGACACCCUACACUGAGUAUGUGUCCCAUGAAGCUGUCAGCUGCCCCUACUCAGCUGACAUGUAUGUGCAGCCCGUGUGUCCGAGCUACACGGUUGUGGGGCCCUCCUCAGUGCUGACCUACGCCUCCCCUCCUCUCAUCACCAACGUCACGACAAGAAGCGCUGCCACACCCACGGUGGGACCCCAGCUGGAGGGCCCAGAGCACCAGGCGCCCCUCACCUAUUUCCCGUGGGCUCAACCUCUUUCCACGCUGCCCACCUCCACCCUGCAGUACCAGCCUCCAGCCCCAACCCUGCCUGGACCUCAGUUUGUCCAGCUCCCCAUCUCUAUUCCUGAACCAGUCCUUCAGGACAUGGAUGACCCCAGGAGAGCCAUCAGUUCCCUGACCAUCGACAAGCUGCUCUUGGAGGAAGAAGAUAGCAACACCUAUGAGCUUAACCACACCCUCUCCGUGGAAGGCUUUUAGGGCUGGAUCCCACUUGAGAGUCCUUUCCCCUGAAACUGGGAUUUAAAAAUAAGCUUGCAGUUGAGCUCAGAUUCAAAUCUGGAAUAACCAUUUUAUAACAUGACCAUUUCAUAACAUCAUAUCAAAACAUAACGUAACUACAGUUUUUACACGAAGCUAGAACUGUAGUCUUCCCUUUCUCCCUCCUUCUCUUUCUUAUUUUUUUUCCAGUCCUCUUCCUUUGGUAAGAGAAACUCAGGAUAUUAGGGAUAAUAUUUUAUGCCAAGUUUUGUCAAUUCUGCAAUUCACUUCGUUUCUAUUUCUAUCACUUCUCAUUACUCAGGGAUGCCCUUUUCUUUCCAGUGCCCUCUGCUGUGUCAUAGCAGCAGCACUGUAGAACUGUCUUAGGGCCAGUUACACCCUCUGUCAUUUUGAGAUAUAUGGGUGCCCUGCGGGGAGACCAGCCUUGCCAGCACCUCCUGGGCGAGGCAGCCAGGGCAAACCUGAUGCCAGAGUCCUUGAGCUGUCAGUUCUCAUAGUUGCUCCUUUGUUUGCUGUUCUCAGCCCUGGCCAGAUUUACAGUCUAGGCAGCAAAGGCUCAAGGGCUGGGGCUCAGCAUAGUGACAGAUAGGGAUGGGAAAGGAACAUCAGGUUGGGUAGGGGCAGGUCAGGGAAGGGAGAGAGGGCAGAAGAGGGCUGGGAACACACUUUGGGGUUGGGGUGGGGGUGUGGAAGGGGAAGCUGGGUCUUAGGGGGAGAGGAAGAAGGCUGAGGAGUCAUUUAGCUCUAGCUUUCUUGAUUACUAAGAGGGACAGUGAAUUCAGGAAAAAUAUUGCAUUAAGAGUUAGUUUUGAAGCUCUUCUAGAGGAUGUUUCCAAAGAAAGCCGAGUUGUCAUAAACAGAAGGAUGGAUGUGUUUUGUGUCCCUUUCCAGAUACUCUGCCAUACCCCAUGAAGCCUAUUGGCAAGGGGUCCUGCUUAGUGAUGUUAUGUGGAUUUUCUAAAUGCCUUAGGGCAUCUAUAAGCCACCAUUAUGAGGAGCCAGGGCUUCUUCCUUCCAAGCACCAUCCUUCCUGGGGGUUUCUAGAGCCUUAGCCAGAAGUACCAUUAGGUUUUAUUUCAAUUUUUCUUUUAUAUCAUUGCAGGGGACUGAGUACAAUUGUUGCCAGGGUGCUUAGCUCCUGAUGGUGGAUGUGUGCCUUGGGAGCCAGCACAAUCGUCUGCUGAUGACACCAUUGUCACCAUUAGGCAGUCACUUUAGUCAGCAGAAUCCACAUAGAAGUAAUAUGGGAGGGAGAAGGGGAAUUGCACGGAAGAUGGAAGGAGACCCUCAUUGUUAUACAAAAUACAUAUAUGAUGGUGUGAGGGGGAAGGAAAAAAAAGAGAGAAAUAUGUCAUAGUAGAUUGGGUAGAGAGAGGUGAUGGGAGGGGAGGGAAGGGGAGGGGGGAUAGGGAGGGCAGUAGAAUACAACAGACACUAGUAUUGCUGUAUGUAUAAAUGUGGCUGUAUAACCAAUGUGAUCCUGCCAUCUGUACAUGUGGAAAAAUGAGAAUUCAUACACCAUUUGAAUCAAAUGUAUGAUAUGUCAAGAUUAUUGUAUUGUCUUGAGCAACUAAUUAAAAAAAAGAAGUAAUAGACUGCUGGGAAAUGAACAAUUUCUUUGACACAUUUUCUUUGCCAUUCUAAAUAAAAACUCUGGACAAAGUUGCCUUUCUUUUUUUAGAAGUUUUUUCCUGUUUGGGUUAUAUUUUAACCCAAAUUCUUGGUAUCUGCUUAAAACCCCAGUACACAUAUUUUGAAUUAUUUUUAUUCAGACUUAAUGUUUCAUUUUAAAAGCUUGAUACAGCAACGUAGAUGAUAAAUGUACAUCUCGAUUGACAGUAUGUGAUCAGGCAAGGGAGAGGAGAGGUCCCAGUCCUGUUGGAUUAAACCCCUGGUUCCCCAUAGAAAUCUAUGAAAGAUUUUCCAACUCUUUGAGGAUUUGAGAGGAUGCAGAAACAACCUUUACAAAGGAACUAAAGUUGGCAAAGAAAAUAUGUAGUUGUUAGGAUUGAAAUUGUAUCUUUCCCCCUUCUUAUCUUGAGGCCCAAUGGCUUGUUUGUAAUCAUCCAUUUAGGUUUCUUUCUGGGUUAUUCUGCUAAGAUGGAAACAUUUUCAAUAAAGAUUUAUGGAGUCA
Messenger RNA from Marmota monax (woodchuck), 3435 nucleotides. It is a transcript of the gene Pou2af1, whose product is annotated as POU class 2 homeobox associating factor 1. Gene Ontology annotation, biological process: positive regulation of transcription by RNA polymerase II. The transcript has 5 exons. Gene Ontology annotation, cellular component: RNA polymerase II transcription regulator complex. Bases 510 to 1280 code for a protein of 256 amino acids. The record is from RefSeq and is a predicted model, not a curated record. Gene Ontology annotation, molecular function: transcription coactivator activity; POU domain binding; DNA binding. Lineage: Eukaryota; Metazoa; Chordata; Mammalia; Rodentia; Sciuridae.